ACAGUGACACCAAAGGCUUGAGUUCUUUGCACAUCGCUGUCACCGAAACAAGAAAGCUAAACAAGAAGCUGAUCUUUACUUUUCCUCACAAUGUGCAAACACAUCCUCAACGCCCAAGUAUCAAUCCGCUCGCCAUGCUGCCGUAAAUGGUUCGAUUGCCCUGAAUGCCACGCAGAGCAGGAAUCGCAUCCGUUGCUCCAGCGGUUCGAGAUGACGUUCGCCUGCAAGAAGUGCAAAAAGUGCUUCCGCAAGGACGCGUCCGAGUUUGAGGAGGCCGACGAGUACUGCCCGCAUUGCGACAACCACUUUGUGCUGGACGCCGUCACGCCCAAGGCGGCCAUCAGCGUGGAAGGGGAAGACGCGCGGAUCGACAGCCGGAUGAUCAAGGACGAGCGGGUCAAGAGCAAUGGGGACAAGAUCACGGUGUUUGAUCCUGAUAAGGAGGCGGAUAAGCUGGGUUGAUUUCGGUCUACAGCUUUUCCCCUUGGAAUGAGGAGAAAGGAGAAAGGGAAUAGAAAAGGGGUAAUGAUUUAAGCGGGCGUAUUAUUGGUGAGGUUUACUUAGACGAGAGAUACCCAAAAGAGCGGGAACGAGUAUGGAAAGACGGGAUCGAGAGCAUGUUGCUUCGCCGUGACUGCAUUCGUGGUAUAUUCUUACAGAAAAGCUGCCCUCUACCUCACCGCCAGAUGCCAUCCUCCCAGCUCCGGUUCUGGUCCGCUCUAGUGGUCAC
Parathielavia appendiculata is the source of this 730-nucleotide messenger RNA. RefSeq lists its product as uncharacterized. Gene Ontology annotation, biological process: protein import into mitochondrial intermembrane space. Gene Ontology annotation, molecular function: zinc ion binding. The transcript is spliced from 3 exons. Gene Ontology annotation, cellular component: mitochondrial intermembrane space. The record is from RefSeq and is a predicted model, not a curated record. NCBI's taxonomy places the organism in Eukaryota, Fungi, Ascomycota, Sordariomycetes, Sordariales, Chaetomiaceae. The coding region runs from base 91 to 462 and encodes 123 amino acids.